Messenger RNA from Dioscorea cayenensis subsp. rotundata (Guinea yam), 669 nucleotides. RefSeq names its product L10-interacting MYB domain-containing protein-like. Bases 1 to 669 code for a protein of 222 amino acids. The record is from RefSeq and is a predicted model, not a curated record. Lineage: Eukaryota; Viridiplantae; Streptophyta; Magnoliopsida; Dioscoreales; Dioscoreaceae. The transcript has 2 exons.
AUGUGUCUUUGCUGGGACCCUAUUAAGAGGACAAUUGUGGCAAGCGAUGAAUGGUGGGAAAGAAAAAGACAAGAAAACUCAGAAUAUUUGAAAUGGCGAAAUGAGGGUUCAAAAUUCCUAGACAUGAUGGAGAUUUGUUUCAAAGAUGUUGUAGCGACAGAGUACAUGGCAAUGGUGUCAUAUGCAGACCCAUCUACUGACAAUGAAGUUUCUAAUCAUGAUGUUCAUAAUGAGAUGAAUGAAAGAGAAAUAGAUGCAUACAACUUUCACAUUGGUGAUGCAACUCCUGAACAAUGUAAUGAUACCCCAAGGCCUGAAACUAGCACAACACAAGAUAAGAAGAGACGAAAAACAUCACGAAAAGAAAGAAAAAGUGCAACGGACAAAUUACAAGAAUCAUUCGAUCGUCUUAUCUCUGGGAUGGAUAAUAUGUCCCGUUCAUCUAGUUCAAAAGCUGAAGACGAGGAUCUCUACAGUAUUGGCAAAUGCGUGGAUUUGUUGGACAUGAUACCCGAGGUUGAACGAGGGAGCCCAGAAUACUACCUCAUGGUCAGGAUGUUUGCAAGGAAAACUUAUAGAGAGACCUUCGUGCACCUAAUGAAUAGGGAUCCAUCACUUGCUAAAGGCUGGUUGAACACAUUCAAUAUGGACAACAUCGACCGAUUUUAA